Messenger RNA from Rhodofomes roseus, 1465 nucleotides. Its product is annotated as peptidase M50B-like-domain-containing protein. The record is from RefSeq and is a predicted model, not a curated record. Lineage: Eukaryota; Fungi; Basidiomycota; Agaricomycetes; Polyporales; Fomitopsidaceae. The transcript is spliced from 12 exons. Bases 374 to 1261 code for a protein of 295 amino acids.
CCUGUGUGACUGUGGAUUUGGUUCGUCCUCAGCGGUGUUAGCGCGGUGCACAACGGUGUGGCUUGGCGAGUAGACCGAUCUGGGGUUGUUGAAUGCGACGACGAGCACGACUUUGCUUGGCCUGCACCAGACUGAGGAUGCGCAGCGCUCGCACUGCUUCCCGGAGGCUCCUUCAUCCCUGCGGUCCCCGUUUAUACCUGCUGCGCUCCCGGCUGUGCAGCUUCCCUUGCACGACGUAGGCGUUUUAAUAAGCUGACCGAGAAGGCGACUUGCUUGCCUUCGUGCUUCUACCAACCCUACGGCUCUCCGGAACUCAACGCCUCUUUGCUUUGUACAAUUGAUCAUCCUUGGACGACCGUAACGACUCCUCACGAUGCCGUACGUCCCGGAGGAUGUGGACCAUACGUUCUAUCACACCGCGCGGUCCGUGCAGGACUCGUUGGCCCCGAGUGCGGAGCAGCGAGUAACGCUCAUUGUGGCUGGGUGUUAUAUCAUUGCCAUUGGGAUCUUGUGGCAUGUCCCGUAUCUGUCGGCUAUAAUUUAUCCGUUCAAGUUGCUCACUGUCGGAUUCCAUGAGAUGAGCCAUGCCUUCAUGGGUGUCCUGACAUGUGCACACAUACACUCUAUCGAACUUGACCCGAGAGAAGGCGGCGAGACCCGCAUGUCCGGAGGCAUACCCUGGCUCACCCUACCCGCCGGAUACCUCGGGUCGGGAUUCAUCGGUGCGGCGCUGAUCGUAUGUGGCUUUGACACGAACGCGAGCAAGGUCGCGUCGCUGGUACUGGCGGCGUUCUUCGUGUUCACGCUGUGGUGGGCACGAAGGGACUGGCUGACAUGGGUGCUGAUCAUCGGCAUGGCUGGUCUGAUCGUCCUGUUCUGGUUCGUCGGUGGCGGCGUCGCCCUGCGAUUCUUCAUUCUCUUCAUCGGCGUCAUGUCCUGUCUAUACGUGCUAUGGGACAUCAUCGACGACACGAUCGACCGCAAAGUGAACAGCUCCGACGCAUCCGCGUUCGCCGAGAUCUGCGGGUGCUGCCCAUCCCAAGUGUGGGGCGUCAUCUGGCUGAUCAUCGCCUUCUGCUUCUUCGCCGCGGGCAUCCUCAUCGGGCUCGUCGCCUUCAAGCAAUCCGCAGCGCAGCAGGCCUCCGACUCGGAGCACUUCUUGCCGGUGCCCGGAUCCUCCGCACGGCUGAGCUUCUCGACCUCCCCCGCGACGCUGCUUGGGACCGUGCUCUCGGCGUCGUUGUUGAUGUAUGCCAUGUAAGGCCACGUACAGCGCGCGGUGCGGGUGCGAUGUGUUGCAAUGCUUUCUUGACUGUACUGCCGAUUGCGGGACCCUCCGAACUUUCGUAUUUUCGUUGACGAUAAUGUAUCAGAGCAUACCAUCUUGUGUCAUAACUUACCUACUCUCAAAUCACAAUGUGCUGUUUGGGCUGCUACUGUGCCAUGUUGCACUAGCAUCAGAUCA